Molecule: messenger RNA, 7811 nt
Organism: Limulus polyphemus (Atlantic horseshoe crab)
Lineage: Eukaryota; Metazoa; Arthropoda; Merostomata; Xiphosura; Limulidae
Product: calcium uptake protein 1 homolog, mitochondrial-like
Exons: 15
Coding region: 81-1676 (531 amino acids)
Biological process (GO): calcium import into the mitochondrion; mitochondrial calcium ion homeostasis
Cellular component (GO): uniplex complex
Molecular function (GO): calcium ion binding
Source: RefSeq, a predicted model, not a curated record
UAGCAUUAUUCCAUCACGUCGUAUGUAAAGAAUCUGCAAGGGAGUGAUGUAAGCCUAAAUUGUUUUGCAAAUUUACCACCAUGAGUAAAUUUACCAACGUAAGCAAAGUUCUCCAAGAGUUGAGCUUCUCCCAUCAUGUGGUGCUUCGAUCAAGAAAUGUUAGAUAUCACAGGAUACUGGUCUUAGGGGCUGUUUUGCCUUCAAGAUGGAGUGGAGUUCGAUAUUAUAAGAAUUUUGGACAUCAGAAACCAAAACCUUCUUCCCGAUUCACUUUGUUCUAUUAUACUGCGCUUUCAUCUGUUUUGCUAGCUUCAUGUAUUGAUUUUAAUUGGUUUGCCAAAUAUAUUCCAUCUGUGGAUAGCGUGAAGAAGUUUUUCAAGGUGGAUGCAGUAUCAAGAGUGUCAACAACAUCACAAGAUCAAAAGGAUGAUAGUAAUCAUGAUGAUUCUUCUGAAGAAACAGAGGAUAGUCAGAAGGAUUUGAAAGAGAAAAAGAAACAAAAGAAAGAAAGGCCUGGGUUUAGGGAAAGAAAAAUUAUUGAAUAUGAAAACAGAAUCAGAGCCUACUCAACACCAGAUAAAAUUUUUCGAUAUUUUGCAACUCUUCGUGUCUGUAAUGAACAAGGAUAUACAGAACUGUUCAUGACCCCAGAAGACUUCUUAAGGUCUAUUACUCCAGGCAUCAAACAACCAGAUGGUCUUGGAUUGGACCAGUUCAAGAGACUGGAUAUGAAGACUGACUGCCUUCACUCUGAAGAUUUCCGACUGCAGGUUGAGGCCCAUGAUGAAGUGAACACCCCCUCAAAUUUAGGCCUAACUGAAGAGAGCAUUUUCUACAAAAUUGGAGCCUCUGGUUUAAUUAACUUUUCAGAUUAUAUUUUUUUGUUAACAAUUCUUUCAGCUUCCAAACGACACUUUGAGAUUGCUUUUAAAAUGUUUGACCUGAAUGGAGAUGGAGAAGUAGAUUUUGAAGAAUUUGAAAAGGUGCAAACAAUUAUCAGGAACCAGACAAGUAUGGGAAUGAGACAUCGUGAUCACUCCAAUACAGGAAACAUUUAUAGAGGAGUUAGUAGUGGGUUAGCAACUUAUUUUUUUGGUCAUGAUCACAAAAAGAAACUAACAGUGGAGAAAUUUCUGGAUUUUCAGAAACAGCUUCAGACAGAGAUUCUUGCACUGGAAUUCAAGAGGAAAGAACCAAAUGAGAAAGGAUACAUCAAGGAAGUUGACUUUGGUGACCUUUUGUUGACUUAUGCUGGUCUAUCUGACAAAAAACGAGCCCGUAUGUUAAAGAGGGUUCGAAAGGAAUUCAAGAAUAGUUUGGAGGGCAUCUCACUUCAGGACUAUUUGAAUUUCUUUCACUUUUUGAACAACAUUAAUGAUGUAGACACCGCAUUGACUUUUUAUCAUGUUGCUGGAGCAUCAAUUGAACAAGCUACCUUGAAGCAUGUUGCUCGAACAGUAGCCCACGUUGAUAUUCGUGACCAUGUCAUCAAUGUGGUCUUUACCCUUUUUGAUGAAAACAUGGAUGGACAGCUGAGUAACAGAGAGUUUGUGUCUGUAAUGAAAGAGCGUCUUUAUCGUGGUCUUGAGAAACCCAAAGAUACUGGCUUUUUCAAAUUGAUAAACUCUGUGAUGAAGUGUGCUCGUUUGAAGAAACCUGUUCUCUUAGAUAUGUAGCCAUAUUCUAGUCAAUUGGUCUCAUUAUCUUUAAAAAACAAAUAUAAUUGGAGUUGCAAAACCAUUUUUACAUUUAGGUAGUUUUUGCUUUCCCUAAACUUUUAUCUUUUUUUUGUGUGUUGUAUGGCAUAGGUAAAAAGUGAAAAUGUAUAUUGCAUUAUAAAUUUGAUAGUGACAAAAAUCUAAAAUAUGUUAAAUAUUUCUACAUAUAACCUUAAAUAUUUUAAAUAAAAGAGUAAAAAAUAAUGAUGAGAUCCUAUUAGAUGGAUUUUCUCCUUCAUCACACAACAACUUAUUGAAAGGGGAUAAUGUUUACUCACUAAAAUUUGCCUGUCUUAUGAUUAUGUCACAAGUUGUUUACCAUGGUGCCUUGUGAGUAUAGUGAGUGGGGGGUGGGGGUUUAGCACAGCCAUAUUGUUUUCUUAAUAAAUACAAUGAAAAGUAUGGGUAAGCAGUUGUGUUGAAAACCAGUUGUUGUGUGCGAUUUUGUCCUGCAGAUUUAAAGAGACAUAAAGGUAUUGGUUAUUAUACGAUAUUAAAUGAUAAAAAACAUAGGGCACUACGGACAGAACUUACUAGGAAUAAAGCACUUAAAACAGAAUCAAAAUGGAUGUAUAUAAUGCAGUUUACACUUCUUAAACGACAAGAAGAUGUAUGAUGGGAAAAAUCCUUAUGCAUUUCUAUGAGCAUGGAUGAAAGAAUGGUCAGAAGCUGUGAUCCAGUAUAAUGAAAGAAUUAAAACUGGGGUUGAAGAUCUUAGUUAUACUGUGCACUUCUGUUUGAUACCAAAUAAAACAACAAAAUCAAUAGAAACAAAGAAAGAAAGAAAGCAAGAAGAUGUGAUGCUUCUUCAAGUGGAUGUAGGCCUAUCUACAUUCAUGAUGAGAUUCCUUAUGAUAAACAUGCCACAAAAAAGAUUUAAACGUGAAGAUCCAGUGCCAUUUGUGAAUUCAUCUGCUACAAAAGGUUUAAGUGAGUACAGUGCCCCAGUCACACAGUUAGAAGAGGUACAAGUCAGUUGUGUAGUUCAAUCUGGAAAUAAGAAUGCAUAUUGCAGUACAACAAGUAUUCCAGUGAGUGAUAAAUAGCAAGGACUUUUGGCUAACAUGAAAGAAAAUGUUAAAUCUUAUGACACAUCCAAUGUUGGUACGUUACAACAAUUGCUUCAAGUAGUCAUGAAACUCUUACCAAAUAUCAAAGAACAAUAAGAAACACCUUCUUUGCAUAGAAAUGAAGAUAAAUUGACACUACUGAGAUUUUCUGGCUGUGAUGAUGAUGAUGAUAUUAUAUUUUGAACUGGAUUUUGUUCUUAUGAUCCACUUAUUGCAUUUUAUACAAAUAUUCUGGAACCACAGGCAUAUAAUUUGAAUUACUAGGGUUCUGAUAAUUUAUACAGUUUGAUUAUAAAUGUGGACCCAAAAGGAAGCUACAGUCAGUUGAUAUUUUUUUACCUUAAUUAAAUUAAAACAGACAUAAAAACUUGGUUGAAAGAUUAAAAAUCAGAGAGGAGAAGAUGUCUAGGGUGUUUGUAACAAGGAUGAAUUUCAAGUGUUGUGUACUUGAAACACUAGAUACUUAUGUAUCAAAGUCAAAAGUUAAGGAAUACAUGCCAUAAUGUUUUAAAGGGCUUUACAAAAAUGUGCAGGUUGUAAUUGAUUGUACUGAAGUACAAAUUGAAUUAUUCUCAGACUUUUAAGAUCAAGGUGUGACAUUUUCAAAUUAUAAGCACUGUAAUACUCUCAACAGUUUCAUUGGUAUAAACUUGUCAAAUGUGCCAACAUUUGCAAUGAACUCUUUGAAGGUAAUUUUAGUGAUAACUAGUUAUUCUUUAAUAGUCAUCUUAUUGAACAGUUAACUGUAUACAAUGCAGCUAUGACUGAUAGGGGUAUUACCUGCAGGGAAAUACUUGAUAAAAAAAACAAAAUAGAUCAAGUUGAUUACACCCCACUUUUUAAGUGGCAAAAACUGAUGGGUAAUCUCAAACAGUGGAAUUACUUGGCUAAGAACAUUGUUUACCAUUUUGGAGCCCCCCCAGUGGCACAUUGGUAUGUCUGCAGACUUACAACGCCAAAAACCGGGUUUUGAUACCCAUGGUGGGCGGAGCGCAGAUAGCCCAUUGUGUAACUUUGUGUUUAACUUCAAAAAAUUCAGUUACUUGAAUAUCCAGUGUUGCUUUGGCCACCUUUACUUGAUGAUUUACUUGAGUGAGAGUAAUAAACAUUACAAUUUAUUAGUGUAUGAUAUGUAGAAUUGUGUUUUCAGUUUUAAACAUUUAUUGCAGAUUAAAUGCAACACAUUUCUUUCAGACAUGACAAAACUGAGCAUGCCUGUUAUUGUAUGUCUAAAAACUGUGACACGUCUUUAACUUUAAUCUUUUUAUCUUACUUUUUUGUAGAAUAUAACACUACAUAUUUACUUGACGAUUCACAUGAGUGAGAAUAAUAAAAGGUUAAAUAUCUAAAGAUAAUUGUUCUAAAUUAACCACAAUAUAAAUCACUGACUUUAAUUCAUAGUAGUCAUUGAGUUCUAUCCAAAUAUGAAAGUAAUCUAUUCACAGUAAUUUUUCUUAUAAUUUUUUUUGCAAAUGAUCUUAACAUACAUCAAAUGAUCAAGUAUGAAAACAGAUGUAAAAUCAAGCAUACUAGAUCAAGUCAGUUGUGAAAAAAUAUGAUAUGUAGAAACAUGAGAAUUAUGAACUACUAGAACAGUUAAAUACAUGUCAUGAAACUUCAGUACAUUUGGCUUUGAUGUCUGCCAAAAACAUCAAAAUCUACACGUAUAGCAGAAACAUUAAGCUCUGAAGAAGUAUAGCUCACAAAGUCACUUGUUCUGUUUGUUAUAGCCAUCUGCAUGUGUACUUGGUAAAAAUAUUUAUGCCUUUCCUUCAAUUAAGAGCCAUUAGAUCCUGAUUUUAAUGGAAGUGCUGACGUAGUGUGUUUAUAGGUUAUUGCAUCCUCAUGAAACAUACUUCUACAUGAAUACAAACAUUUCAUUUCAGCUAGGCCAUUAGAAUCCUGUUCAAAUUCAUCCCACACCAGUUUCCCAGGACUAGCUGCUAGUUCACCAUAGCUUAAGUCAAUUAUAACUUUACCUUUAACUGUCACUAGGGGUUAAUGAAACAGUUCAGUAACAAAUCUGUACAUUCAUAUUUACUCAUGGUGCUCAGAGCUGCUUAAUGUUUCUACAUACUGUAAUUGUGAAAUACUUUUAAAUUAUUUUUUCCGUUUCAUUCUAAAUAUUGAAUUUUAAGGUACUAUUAAGUUUUCUUACUAUUAAAUUAGUUCUUAAAUUUUGUUACAUUUUCAGGAAUGUUGAAAUAACAGAAUUACAGUAAUAUAAGACUCAAAACAGUGAAGAAGAUAUAAAAUAUAGUCAGUAUUUUUUGUUAUCUUUAAUUUGAUUGAAACUAAUUCUUCAGGGCUUCUGAAAAGAUGUGAAGGUUUACAAUUCUCUCUAUUUUCUUCACUUUCACUUGCAGUGUCUGUGCUUGAAUUUAGGGUUUAAAGUAAUCCAAUUUUAUGUUUUUCUUACUUUCUUUUCUUGGGCCUGAUUUUAAUGUGUCAAAUUUGAUUUCACUUGGGAUUUUUCUAUCACCAAAACUUCCAUGGUGACCUAAAAAAUAACAAUACAUAAUAGAAUAAAAGCUUUCAAAAUUUUUCUUAGUCUAGGUAUAAUGUUGCUUUAUUAGCACCAAGUCCUUGAGUGGAAUGGUUAAACUUUCAUGUUACUAAUCAAACCAAAAAAAAACUUAAUUGUAAAAACACAUCCAGAUUUAUAUCAUUUUAGCUCAUAUAUCCACUAACAAACACUGUCAGAUAAAGUGAUUCAGUUUCUGCUUUAAAACAUUACUUGGUUUGAUCUUUGUCUGCUAAUUUACACAGCCUACCAUAACACAAGACUAGUUUUGAUGCAAAUAGUGAUGAACUAACUUCUAUAUAAAGUAAUCAUUGUUCCAGUUCCUGGGGAGAAUUAUAUUUAGUUAUUGAUUAUGGCAAAAUAGCUAUCCAUAACAUAUCUUUAUCAUAAUCUCUCAACACUGUCCAUUGCUGCUGCAUUUUUCUACCCAUUCAUCGAGCUCACAAUGCAACUCAUUAAACACUGUGUGACAUAAUCAGGUCAAUGGAUAAUUUUUAUUCAAAAAUGAGUGUUUAUACAACAUAAAUUCUCCUUAUAAAAUGAUAAAGUGAUUUUUACAACUUUUCUAAUAUCAGAAGGAAUGACUAGAUAUAAAUAAACAAGGAGUGAGAAAAAUGUAUCAGUGACUGAUAUGGAACUGUUGAGUUUAGUGAUUAACGAUUUCUUUAUGUUAUGGAUCAUCUUACAGUUACUGAUUAUGUUUUUCAAACAUUGAAAGGAGUCAGUAUUUAAUAUAUUUAUUAUCUGCAUCAAAUCAUGACACAUAAAGACCUAUGGAAUAUCUUCAUGUUGAGGAGACAGACCUCUAAAAGACGUAAUUAAAAAAUAAUUUAUAUGACUUCAUGGAACUUAUUUAAUUAUAGGCUUGAUGUAAUAAGAAAGAAUUAGCUUAAGAUUAGUUCAUUAUUAAAAGGAAAAAACAAAACCUAGAAAAUCAUUAAAAAAAUUAAAGUUGCAAGUGCAAAUUUCAAUCUUAAAUAGGUUAUUUAAGCCAAAAUAUCUUUCUUUCCGUAAAGUAUAUUCAUUUAAUUUCUUGAUCAUACUUCUUUUUUUUUCUUUCUUUUUUUAAUAUUGUCAUAAAAGAAUUCACCUGCAUUAAGAAAGGAAAGGGCAGAGUGAAAAACCAUAAACUGUUACCUGUUUAUCUAAAAAAUAGCAUCACAAUAUUUUUUAUAAAGUAAUAUUUAGGAAGUUUUUAAAUGUGAAAUUGUUAUGUAUUUUAUCCAAAAUACUUUAAAUUACACCUAGAACUGUACUCCAGUCUUUUUUUUUGUUUCUUUGUAACAGUCUGGAUAUAUCUAUUUAUUAAACUGUGCAUAUUGCAGAAUUAUAUUGAAUUGUUGAAAUAUAUCAUUAAUAACCUUCAAUUCAGGUUUGUUAUGAUGACAGCAAUAGGAUAAUUAUUAAUCUCAUAGCUAUUUCUUUUGAUGAACAUAACCAAAGAUAUUAUUUUGUAAUGUAAUUCUACAAGUUAUUGUUGCCACCCAAUUGUUUAUUUGAUAUGCUGGAAUGUGAAUUAUAACAUUCAGUACUAUACUUUUACUUGGUUAUUGUAUUAAACUGUUUUUAAUGUAAAAAUACAAAGCUAACUUAUUAUUUUGUAAUGUGUUUGUUGUAGCAAUUCCUUUGUUUCUUUGCAAGGGCCACUUAACUGAGCUCUUGUAAUUUAAUUUAGUAAUAUUUGGUGGAUUGUUUUUAUAGUAUAAUCAUUAUCUUUUAUUUUGGAGUAUAGCAUUUGAUUAAUUUGUAUUUUUAAUUCAAGAUCUAAAAUAUAACAUACAGUUUUGGGUUUGGCCAACAACCUAAGUGUGUAUGUAAAUCUUUCUUUUAUUGAUACAACUUUGAGUUUAGUCAUGAAUUCAUGUUAUGAUUAUAUGAAUAUUUCACUAUGUAACUAUGGCUUUUUUUUGCAAACUAUAAGUUUGUUAAUGUCGGUUGUUAAUAUAUAUAUAUAUAUAUACAUACUGUAAAAAUGGUUUCAAACUUAAGCUUUUAGGUAAUUUAAUUUAGUAAUAUUUGGUGGAUUGUUUUUAUAGUAUAAUCAUUGUGGUUAAUGUACAUAAGCGUAAGUCUUAAAAUGGUUAGCUAAUUAAAAAUAUGUAGUCUUAUUGCUGUUAUAAUGGUUAAGAAUGAAAAGUGUCAUUAGAUUUUUUGAUUAAUGGAGGAAAUCAGUUCUUAAUAUAACAUGCUUUGGAAAAGAAACGAUUACGGUUGUAAUUUUAAGUUACUGUGUUGAUAAAACAAAAAUAAUCCCCGAGUAAUAUUGUGAAUUUCAAGAGUAAAAGUUGUAUGAAAGUUUCACUAAUCUGACUAUGUAGGUAAAAUGCUAUUUUUUUAUUAUUCAGUAUACUUCUAAAAGGUAUGUUAUUACAUAUUUUUAAUUAAGAUAUACGUUUUCAAAAUUGUGGAAAGUGUUUGAAACUAAUUUUAAACAUGCAUAUUUAAAUUGAAUAACUCUAGUAAGAAUGAAGAAGGUAAUAAAAGUAAGGAUGAAAAAAA